GGCACCGGAGGCACCCGCCAGGGUUCUGGCCUUGGUGCGGCAGGGGUCCGACUCGCCGCGGUUCAGGGGAGGCUCAAGGGCUAUUCAAACGCAGGGCUGCUAUACAAAAACUCUCAGGGUCUCAUAGUAAUUCUCUUCUCAUAUUCAAAUAUUCCAAGGCCACAAUUUCGGCAGGACGAAAGAUGCGGACGUCUCGAAUCUCCCAAGAGACCACAAGAAUAUUCACUGCCCUGUCUCCGAAUGCGCCGGCCGGAAGAACAACAAGAAACUCGAAACGAAUCGCCUCUUUCGCAUUAGCAUAUAACGGAGAUGUCGAGGCUGAAGAGGAAGCUGGAACUGAAUCGGAGAUUGAUAAUACGUUCACCCCUAGCACGCCGGACAUCGAAGACGGCUUGACGAAACCCAUACGACCCAUUAAAAGGAGGAAACUCGUCGCAAAUACGCCAGAUGCUGUCGCAGAGUCUGUCAUCAAGACCGAGCAUGAGACAACGUGGACAUCUCCUCGUAGGAUCGAAAAGGAAGAGGAGGGUGAGAACGACUGGGAGGCACGCCCUACAAGCCAGACGAGAUCGAAGCCAAAAACACCGGCUCGCCGGGCGACUUCGCCCUCAGGCACUGUACGGAUUGUGCCUCCCUCGAACUGGGGUGAGAUCUAUGAUACGAUCAAAGCUAUGCGACAGCGGAACCCUGCUGCGCCUGUCGAUACCAUGGGCUGUGAGGACUUGUUCUGGCGCUCAGCACCUCCGCGAGAAAAGAGAUACCAUACGUUGACAGCGCUGAUGCUGUCGUCCCAAACAAAAGACACUGUCACGGCGGCCGCCAUGCAGCGACUACAUACAGAGCUAGUACCUCAACCUCUGGCUGCUGAUGGCGAGCUACAGCAAUCGACCUUGACGGUUGACAACAUCAUCGUAUGCGACCCAAAGCACCUGGAUACCUUGAUCGGGAAAGUGGGCUUCCACAACAAUAAAACGAAAUUUAUCAAGCAGGUCGCCCAAAUCUUGAAGGAUCAAUAUGGCUCUGAUAUACCCAAUACGAUCGAGGGUUUGGUAAGACUGCCAGGCGUCGGCCCAAAGAUGGCAUACUUGUGCAUGUCUGCAGCCUGGGGGGUUGACGAAGGCAUUGGUGUCGAUGUGCACGUUCACCGCAUCACUAAUUUAUGGGGAUGGCAUAAGACCAAAACUCCCGAAGAAACAAGGGCGUGGCUUGAAGGCUGGUUGCCCAAAGAUAAGUGGCACGAGAUCAACAAAAUGCUGGUUGGUCUUGGACAAACUGUGUGUUUGCCCGUGGGUCGGAGGUGUGGAGAGUGCGAUCUUGCUGGGACAGGCUUGUGCAAGGCGGAAAUCAGAGGGUGGAAGGCCACAGAGAGGAGGGUCAAGAAGGAGAAGGUAGAGGUCAAGAAUGAAGGAGAGGGUGAAGUUGUCACGAAGGAGAUGGAGGAGAGCCGGACGAUAAAUAUGAAGGAAGAAGUAGUAGGUACAUGAUCGAGUUCCCCUCAACGGCACUUCCUCAUUCUCUCAAAUUGACCUCUG
Molecule: messenger RNA, 1532 nt
Organism: Exophiala xenobiotica
Lineage: Eukaryota; Fungi; Ascomycota; Eurotiomycetes; Chaetothyriales; Herpotrichiellaceae
Exons: 1
Coding region: 183-1484 (433 amino acids)
Biological process (GO): nucleotide-excision repair; base-excision repair; base-excision repair, AP site formation
Cellular component (GO): nucleus
Molecular function (GO): oxidized pyrimidine nucleobase lesion DNA N-glycosylase activity; DNA-(apurinic or apyrimidinic site) endonuclease activity; DNA binding
Source: RefSeq, a predicted model, not a curated record